Molecule: messenger RNA, 1230 nt
Organism: Cheilinus undulatus (humphead wrasse)
Lineage: Eukaryota; Metazoa; Chordata; Actinopteri; Labriformes; Labridae
Gene: ptrh2
Product: peptidyl-tRNA hydrolase 2
Exons: 2
Coding region: 18-587 (189 amino acids)
Biological process (GO): negative regulation of anoikis; positive regulation of anoikis
Cellular component (GO): mitochondrion; cytosol
Molecular function (GO): peptidyl-tRNA hydrolase activity
Source: RefSeq, a predicted model, not a curated record
CCCAAGUUGCAAAGUACAUGAAGCCUCAUUCAUGCUGUCAAGUCAUCGAACAAACCGGCAGGUUUAACAGGAUGGAUUUGUUGUACGGUCCUGUGGGUUUAGGCGUAGUAGCGGGACUGGGCUGUGGGCUCUUCCUCGGUUGGCACCUUCGUUCUCGCUUCGGCCCCGCAUCCAAAAACCUGAUGGCAGCCAUGGGGAACGGCACAGGCGAAGCGAGCGUGAUGGGAGAGGGAGGCGAGUUCAAGAUGAUCCUGGUGGUUAGAAACGACCUGAAGAUGGGCAAAGGUAAAGUUGCUGCCCAGUGCUCCCAUGCUGCUGUGUCGGCAUACAAACAGGUCCAGCGAAGGAACCCUGACCUGCUCAAACAGUGGGAGUACUGCGGUCAGCCUAAAGUGGUGGUGAAAGCCCCCAAUGAGGACACUCUGAUUGAUCUGCUGGGUCACGCCAAAGAGGUGGGGCUUCCUGUCAGCCUGAUUCAGGACGCAGGAAGGACACAAAUCGCUCCAGGUUCACGCACUGUGCUGGGGAUCGGACCAGGACCUGCUGAUCUUAUCGACAAAGUCACUGGAGACUUGAAGCUCUACUAAAGAUGACAAUGUCAUCUAAAGGACUUGUAAACAGUUUAUGAAUUAUUAAACAUCUCUGCAGUAAUUAAAGCUGUGGUACCAGGAGUUUAUAUUUUUGUACAAUUAUUUUCUCAAUAGCAUCUUUGAAACUUGAGUUAUAAAGAAAGCUUUGGGUGUUUUGUGAAUUUAUUGGAAAAAAAAUCUCUUGAAUAGGAAUUUAACGUGCCAUUUUAAGAUGUAAUAUCUGCAUCCCUGUGAUAUGUCACCUUCAAUAUGAUCUUCACAGACAUCUUAAUGGGUUGAUAAAGGGAUUCUUCCUUUUUUGCUAGCUCUGGAGAUGACAACAGACAAAUACUCCUCUGCUGCAGUAUCAGUAUGAUUGUCUUAAGGCAUAACAGUGGAGUUUCAUUGUGGUGUGGUUGCAGAAACUCACUGUGAAAAGACCCAUUAAGACCCUGUUAAACCUACAAUGAGAAGUUUAAACCAGCUGCUUAGUUUUUAAGUAGAACUCUACAUGAACUUCAAAAGCAAAUAAGACUAUUUGCUAAAAGAUGCAUUAUUUUUGUACAGUUAUAUUGAAGCUCCUCUGCUUUGAAAAUAAUCCUGGAAUAGUAAAUCACAUAUUCUGGAGAAUAAAAGACUGUCUUUCUCAGAUGAAAAUUUA